UUUUUAAUUCUUUUCAGUUAGACCAAGGAAAUAAGAUGGCUGCCACUUGUAGGAUUGUUUCGUUGCGAUAUUCUUCAGUAUCCAAAUCAAGGCUAUUUGUAUCACAGAUGACAAAUCAUUAUAUUAAGAACAGUUCCCUAAAACAACACUAUAAAUUUAUGUCAAAUGACAAUUUGCUAGAUACAAAAAUAACAUCAUCUGAUACUGCAGAAAGUCUUUUGCACAUUGUUCAAGAAAACAAACUAUCAGGUAAUCAAGCAUCACUGUCAUUAACGAAGAUGACACAGCUCCUGAAUGUCACACGGGUUGACCAUUUCACAAGAGAUCAAAGUUUUCAAAAGCUAUGUACACAGAUAGCAAGAGAAAAAUACAAUAUAUCUACUGAAAGCUUAGUUCUUUCCCUUAUAAAUGUAUGUCGGAUACAAACAGAGCCAUUUAGCCCGUUGAUUUUGAUCCUCGAACCAGAGUGCAGAAGGCGUCUUCGUGCGAUGCAGAUUCGCCACCUUAUUUUCCUCAUCGCGAACCACAGUGUUCUGCUGGCAAUAAAAUCUGACAGCGUGAACAAAUUGGUAAAGGAAGCUGCGGCAGUGUUGGAAUUUCGCCUCAAGGAUGUAUUUGAAGUUAAAAAUCUGACCCAACUGUUAAUGCAUUCUUCAGCAGUAUCACAAAGUCUGCCUAAACAAUUACAAAAUCACAUGAUCUCGCUAAUGGAUUAUUUUAGCUUCACUGAUUUAACCCAAUUCUGCAAGUCCAUGUUAGCCGGACAUUUUCCAACAGGAAUCUUACUAAGGACGAUGUCAAUUAAAAUGGCAGCUAGCACAGAGGAGUGGACAGUUGAAAAGAUCCUAGAUGUCUUGAAAUGUUUUUCAGGAAUGGGUUUUAAUAACAGAAAUUUGAUGAUUGCUUUUAGUAGUUUUCUACAGACUGAAAUAAAAAACCGCUCUCUUACUGAUGUUUUAGACAUAGCACAAGUAUAUUCCUCGCUGAGAGUUGCCAGCACUGAGCUAUUUGCCGAAGUCGAAAAGUACGUAGGGAAGAAAAUUGAAAGUGUUACGUUCCGGGACUUGCGUAGUAUAUUGCAUGCGUUCUUUGUGUUGCGAUAUGUUGCAAGUGAUGAGUUUGCUGAAGCAGUUACUAACCAGCUGUUGUCUGAAUGGUUAAAUUUAAAACCAUACUUACAGUUGGAGCUGACCUGGUGCAUGAUGGGGUUGGAUAUAUUACCACUAUUCCUCUUGGAGAAAGUUCUUCGACUUAAUACAGAUGAUUUUAAUCCAGUACUUGCCACUAAGCAUCAGCACCUCAUUAACUAUGCAGGGACAGAAACUUCCACCACUGAUUUGAGUCACUUAAAGAGUGCAGUGAACAAGGAUGUAAAACUACGUCCUCUACAAGAAUCUGUGAAGAUCGUUCUUGAGAAUGUAGUUGGAGAAAAAAAUUUAUCAACAAAUGUCUUAACCCCUAUAGGUCAUUCAAUAGAAUUUCAGUUAUUACUUGAUUCUCAGAGGAGACCCAUAGAUGUCCAAAGUGAUGAACACAAAGUCCACACAAGGUUGGCCAUUCUGGUUCAUGGACCGACAAGUUACUUGUAUGCCAGUGAAAGGUUUGUGGGACCAGUCGUUUUGAGGAGGAAACAGUUAAAAGCUGCUGGGUACAAAUUAACUGAGGUUGGUUAUCGUGAAUGGAAUGCUAUGCAAUCAGAAGAUGAAAAGAAACAGUUUAUUCGAAAGAAGCUUGAAAAUGUUAGCAAAUACCAAAUAAGUAUUCAAACCUAAACCUCCAUAAGGCGAAAAAAAACUCAUCUUUGUGUUUCCCAU
Anneissia japonica is the source of this 1814-nucleotide messenger RNA. Its product is annotated as FAST kinase domain-containing protein 4-like. The record is from RefSeq and is a predicted model, not a curated record. The coding region runs from base 36 to 1772 and encodes 578 amino acids. NCBI's taxonomy places the organism in Eukaryota, Metazoa, Echinodermata, Crinoidea, Comatulida, Comatulidae. The transcript is spliced from 5 exons.